This is a messenger RNA of Hemicordylus capensis (graceful crag lizard), 674 nucleotides long. It is a transcript of the gene PFDN2, whose product is annotated as prefoldin subunit 2. Gene Ontology annotation, molecular function: protein folding chaperone. NCBI's taxonomy places the organism in Eukaryota, Metazoa, Chordata, Lepidosauria, Squamata, Cordylidae. The record is from RefSeq and is a predicted model, not a curated record. The transcript has 4 exons. Gene Ontology annotation, biological process: protein folding. Gene Ontology annotation, cellular component: prefoldin complex; cytoplasm. Bases 22 to 546 code for a protein of 174 amino acids.
CCGGUCUGGAGAGGCCGGGUCAUGACCGCCGCCACCGGAAGUUGUGUGCUGCUGUUCGCCGUUUCCCGAGGAGCGAAGAUGGCGGAGAACGGCAAGGCCAAGAGCGGCUCUGCGGGCGGCGGAGGCGCGGCUGCCAAGGCCCUGACGGCCGAGCAGGUGGUGGCUGGAUUUAAUCGCCUGCGUCAGGAGCAGAGAGGCCUGGCCUCCAAGGCAGCUGAGCUCGAGAUGGAGUUGAAUGAACAUAAGCUGGUUAUUGAAACACUCCGAGAAGUGGACCCUACCAGGAAGUGCUACCGCAUGGUGGGAGGCGUGUUGGUCGAGCGGACCGUGAAAGAGGUUCUCCCAGCCUUGGAAAACAACAAAGAACAGAUCAACAAGAUCAUCGAGACGCUGGGCCAGCAGCUGCAGACGAAAGGCCGGGAGCUGAAUGAGUUCCGGGAAAAGCACAACAUCCGCCUGAUGGGCGAGGACGAGAAGGGCCCUGCCAAGGAGAGCGCGGAGGGGACGGGCGCCAAAGCCAGCUCUGCGGGGGUCCUGGUCUCCUAGUGGCGGGAGGACCGCCUCGCCAAGGACUUUAGCCCUCGCUUCGUGCUUUUCCUAAAGGCUUAACUUUAUUAUUAUGUUGGUGUCAUCAUAUUUUUGUUAAAUAAACCGGUUUUUGUGUGUCACCGAAA